UUGUACUGCAAGCAAGGAUUCAUGAUUUAGUCUGGCAGAAGCCAUACUUGGCGUUGUGUCAUCAACGGUUUGACUUCUGGCAACCUAUACGUCGUCUCUAAGAGACGGCUUUCUUAGGUGCAACGAAAUCCAAGUUUGUUUUUUACGGGAUAUUACUUUCAUUCGUCCGCUGAUUAUCCACGUACCGGCUAUCAGAUCUGCGUUACUAGGCUCUUAGUCCCGUGUUAUCGGGACAGAGCUAACGUGCUACUUCGUGCCUAUCUCCUAUCUCGUCGACGGCGAUGGGGCUCGAAUCUGCCGACGCGAAGAUGGCGGACCUCAUGCAGACCGUCCUCAGCACAGCCACGGCGGAUCAAGCGAAGGUCGCCAGCGAGAUCUGCGACGUUAUCAAGACCAACGGCGUCAAACUAUGCGAGUCGCACAAUCUAUUUGCGAAGAUCGCACAAGGGCUCGACGACACAUCUACCCCAGUUGUGAAGGAGGGGGCGCUGGUGCUGGUGCGCAAGCUCGCGGAGACAGUCGGCGCGCCUCUGGAGGCGCAACUGGUUGCGCUACUCCCCACACUACUUCUCCGCGUGGGGGACAAAGGGCCCACCGGGGGGAACAAGGCCGCGCCCGCGGGGAACAAGGCUGCGCCUGCAGUGAGCAAAGCUCCAGGCGCGGCGAACAAGGUUCUGGGGGGCCCGGCGGUGAGCAAGGUUCUGGGGGGCCCGGCGGUGAGCAAGGUUCUGGGCGGGCCCGCGGUGAGCAAGGUUGUGGGCGCGCCCGUGGCUGGCAAGGGCCUGACGCUCCUGAACAAAGCGGCGGGUCCCGUCCUGCUGAAUAAGGCCGCCGCCCCAGUUUUGCUAAACAAGGCCGCUGCGCCCGCGGCGAACGGUGCUGCGCCCGCGGGUGCACCCGCGGCGGGGACGGCUGCGCCUGUGGCGGAGAGUUCCGCGUACGAGGCGGUGGGGGUUCCGCUGGCGGCGGAAGCUGCUGCGAAGGCGGUGGUGGGAAUGAUCUGCCCGCAUGCCGUGCCGCUGGUGCUGCCAGUGCUAGUGGAGGGGGCGCGCAACCACAAGAGCUGGAAGACGCAGGAGGCCGCGCUGCUGCUGGUGGGCCACCUGGCGCUCAACGGCCCCCGCCAGGUGGCAGCCGCCCUCCACGUCAUCGUGCCUCUGCUGUCGGAAUACAUGAUUGAAGGCAAAGCGCAGGUGAUGAAGGCGGCAGCAGCGUCCAUGCUGCAGUGCGCCGGCACCAUUGGCAACCGCGACAUCGAGGCGGCGGUGCCGUCCCUCGUGGACGCCAUUCUGCACCCCACGCACGUGCCCGAGUGCGUCAACCGCCUCUCGGGCAUCACCUUCAUCCAGCCCGUGCUGUCGCCCGCGCUCGCCAUCAUGACGCCCGUGCUGGUCCGCGGAAUGAAGGAGCGCGCUGCACUGGUCAAGCGCAAGACCGUCGUGGUGAUCGAGAACGUGCUGAGGCUGGUGGAGGAGCCGCGGGAGCUGGCGCCGUUCCUGCCGAUGCUGAUGCCCGGGGUGGAGCGGGUGAGCGUGGAGGUGGCGGACCCUGAGUGCCGGCAGACGGCGGGGCGGGUGCUGCUGACGCUGCAGGGGAUGAAGGAGGAGGUGGACUCGCACGCCAAGGACGCGGGUGGCAGCGGGGAUGUGUGCGCCGCUGCCGUAGCGCUGGCUGAAGCGGCUGCUGCUAAGAAACGCGGCAGUGGCAACGGUGGGGCUGGUAAUGGCAAUGCUGCUGCUGGUGCGCCGGCAGAGGGGCUGGCGGAGAGGCAUGCAGCGAACGCAGUGGUACUGCUGGGGCUUCUAAGGAAUGUGAUAGCAUCGGGGGCGAGGGAGGAGGCGGAGAAGGGGGGCAUGCUGGUGCAAACCCUAGAGUACGUCGUCCGCAUGUGCACGGUGCUCGCAGCAGCCAAGCGCUUUGAGGAAUCCGACUGGGUCCGCUGCGUCGUCCCGAGCCUCGAGCCGUACCUGUCGCCCUGGGGCGAGGACACCGAGGCUGUGGCUCGGCAGUUCUGCAAGCAGGCUCGGGAGGCGCACAGGGCAGCGCGGAGCGGGGACGGGUCGGGGGCAGAGGACGGGGAGGACGAGGGGGAGGACCUCUGCGACUGUGAAUUCUCCCUUGGAUACGGCGGGAAGAUCCUCCUCUCCGCCACCCGCCUGUGGCUGAAGCGCGGGCGGCGGUACGGACUGUGCGGGCACAACGGGUGUGGAAAGUCCACCCUCAUGCGCGCCAUAGCCAACGGGAAGCUCGACGGGUUCCCCUCGGCUGACGUGCUGCGGACCGUGUAUGUGGAGCACGACCUGGACAGCUCCGUGGUGGACAGGAGCCCCGUGGAUUAUUUGUUGGAGGAGGAGGCGCUCAAGGGGCGGGUGGACGAGGCGGAGGUGGUGUGCGAGCUGGGCAAGAUGGGGUUCGGGGAGGACCGCCAGAGACAGCCGAUCACGGCGCUGUCGGGCGGGUGGAAGAUGAAGCUGGCUCUCGCGAGGGCCAUGUUGAUUGGGGCGGAUAUUCUGCUGCUUGAUGAGCCGACGAACCACAUGGACGCAACGAACGUGGAGUGGCUGCAGCGGUACCUGACGGGGCUCAAGACGCUGUCGUGCCUCAUCGUGUCGCACGACAGUGGCUUCCUGGACGCCGUGUGCACAGACAUCAUCCACUACGAGAAGAGAAAACUCAAGCACUACAGGGGCAACCUGUCCGCGUUUGUCAAGGUCAACCCUGCAGGCCGUGUGUACUACGACUUGGCAGCAGCCCCUUUCAAGUACAAACUGCCGACGCCCGGGCAGCUGGACGGCAUCCGGCGCAAGGAGUCGCCCAUCAUGAAGCUCACCAAUGUCUGCUUCACGUACCCCGAGGCCGAGAGCCCCGCACUCACUGGCGUGCACGUGCAGUGCACUCUGGGCAGCCGAGUGGCUGUGGUGGGGGUGAAUGGGGCGGGCAAGUCAACACUAAUCAAGCUUAUUACUGGAGAGAGCAAGCCUUCGUCCGGCACCAUCUGGCGGCACCCAAACCUGGGCAUGGCGUACGUGGCGCAGCACGCGUUCCACCACGUGGAGCAGCACCUGGACAAGUCGCCCAACGAGUACAUCCGGUGGCGCUUUGCGCGCGGCGAGGACCGCGAGGAGCUGAACAAGGUGUUCCGCAAGAUCGGCAAGGAGGAGAUGCGGAGCAUGGAGGAGCUCAUCAUGCACAACGGCCAGAAGAAGCAGGUGGAGCAGCUGCUCUCAAGGCGCAAGUCCAAGAAGAGCUACGAGUACGAGGUCAAGUGGGUGGGCCUCAAGUCAGUCUUCAACAGCUGGCUGUCGCGCGAGCUCCUAGAGGACCUGGGAUUCGAGAAGCUGGUGCACGACGUGGAUGCCAAGGAGGUGGCGCGCCUGGGCGUGUACGGGCGGCCGCUCACCAUUGCGGGCGUGCAGGAGCACUUUGACAACUUCGGGCUUGAUGCCGAGUUCGGCACGUACGGCCAGAUCAAGAACCUCUCGGGCGGGCAGAAGGUGAAGGUGGUGCUGGCAGCGGCCAUGUGGAGCAACCCGCACAUGAUAGUGUUGGACGAGCCCACCAACUACCUCGAUAGAGACUCCCUCGCCGCGCUCGUCGGCGCCAUAAAGGACUUUGAGGGCGCUGUGGUGGUAAUUUCCCACAACAAGGAGUUUCUGGCGUCGCUCACCAAUGAGACGUGGACUGUGGAGAACAAGAUGGUUAUUGCUCCCGGGAAUCCCGCAUACGAGAAGGCGUUGAAGGCUGGUGGCAAGAAGAAAUAAACUGUUGCAUUUGCAAUUCGUUCAUUAUUUUUUAUUGUUGCAGGGAAUCUAUGAACAUCGUUCUAAUGGAUAAGAAUACUGUUGCGAAUUAUCGAUUUGCAGAGAAGUUUGUGUAACAUUUAUGACGUUCGCCAUGGGCACGCGAAAGCUCUAGAUGCACUUCGCAGCGGCUUCUGUGUUAUUGCCCAACCACUUAUUGAACAAUCGAGAGAAUCACACACCUGGCCCCACAAGCGAGAGCAGAGCCCCCAAAAGCCAAGAAACCCUCCCCUGGCUGUCGGCCGGAGCAUCUGCCUCCCAGGGCAAGAUCCGACGGCUGUGAGCAGAAAUACAAAUCUGUUCUCCAAUACCCUAAUCUUGGUCUCCCUCCCUCUCUCUCCCUCUCUCGACCUUGCGUACAUAAGUUAGCUUACCUCGUGCAGACUUUCCUUUUGUUCCGCGCGUAGCCCUGAGAGCCGUCGAGAAAACCAGUAGACGCCAUGGGUCGCCGCCCCGCUAGGUGCUACCGCCAGAUUAAGAACAAGCCGUACCCCAAGUCGCGGUACUGCCGCGGUGUUCCCGAUGCGAAGAUCCGCAUUUAUGACGUGGGCAUGAAGAAGAAGGGCGUCGAUGAGUUCCCCUACUGCGUCCACCUCGUCAGUUGGGAGAAGGAGAACGUGUCGAGCGAGGCGCUGGAGGCGGCGCGCAUUGCGUGCAACAAGUACAUGACCAAGUUCGCGGGCAAGGACGCCUUCCACCUGCGCAUCCGCGUGCACCCCUUCCACGUGCUGCGCAUCAACAAGAUGCUCUCGUGCGCCGGAGCUGAUAGGCUCCAGACGGGUAUGCGAGGGGCGUUCGGCAAGCCGCAGGGCGUGUGUGCACGUGUGGCGAUCGGGCAGGUGCUGCUGUCCGUGCGCUGCAAGGAGGCCAACGCCGCUGUGGCCGCCGAGGCCCUGCGCCGCGCCAAAUUCAAGUUCCCGGGCCGGCAGAAGGUCAUCGCCAGCCGCAAGUGGGGCUUCACAAAGCUUGCCCGCGCCGACUUUGUCAAGUGGAAGCAGGAGAACAGGCUGGUGCACGAUGGAGUGAAUGCCAAGCUCUUGGGCAACCAUGGUCCUCUUGCUGCCAGGAAGCCAGGCCAGGCCUUCCUCACCCCCCCGGAGAAGCAUGAUGCUUAGACUCACCAUGCCCCGCAUCAGGUUCUGCAGAGUCGAGCCCAUAGUUUGUGGCACAUCCUUGGUUGCUAGCCUGCUUGUGUAACUAAUUUUGCGCCAUUAGCAGGGUCAGUUGUUCUGGAUGUGAAGUCGUGUAAACCGUGAGAACGAGCUAAAGGAGCACACAUUGAGUAGUCGUAAUACUGCGAAUGUUGAAUACGAGACGUACUACAAGUUGGAUAUGUAGACUUGUUUUCCUGAAUCCAAACCACGUUUCCUUUUGCGGAUAGAG
This is a messenger RNA of Closterium sp. NIES-67, 5183 nucleotides long. NCBI's taxonomy places the organism in Eukaryota, Viridiplantae, Streptophyta, Zygnematophyceae, Desmidiales, Closteriaceae. The record is from the annotation of a GenBank genome assembly.